GGCCCCGCCCAACGUGCGCGUCCCCGCCGCCGUGCGUGCCUUGAAGAAGAGAAGCGGCGCGUGGACGUAAGCGUGGCGUGCAAGCAGUUUAGCUUGUCGUUGUACUCCAAGAGGAGCGCGUGGUAAGAAUCCCCACCGAAUGCUGGGUGCAUGUUAAUGUAACAGUGACCCUCUCAAGCCAAAAAUGGACCCUGAAAACAACGCUGAAGUUCCCGACAUGUUGGAGAAUCUGCAACAGGAGGCGGCGGCGGCGGUUGUGACACAGUUGGAAGCGUCUGCAGAGCCUGAGAAGCCAGCAGCUGCCGAGGGGGAGGAGACGGAGCCGCUUGUGGUGAACAGCGGCGGCGAUGCGUCCGGAACCAACACCGCCGCGCCUAUCCGAGCUUACUUGCACCGUAAUAGCCCCGAAGCUGAGCCACCGGUGCCUGUUGCUGUGCCAGAAGAGUCUGAGCCGGUUCCAGAAGCUGCGCCGCCAACCCAGGAAGAGCCUGUGCCGCCAACCCAGGAAGAGCCUGCGCCACCAGAGCAGCCUCAAGAACCACAGCCUCCAAGCUCAGAGAAGAUUCAGGAAGAAGCUGUCAAGGAAGCUCUGACACAAAAUGGCGGGGAGAAAACGGAAGCAUCCACGGAGAAGCUAGCCGAAGUCUCUGUGCAGAAAGAGGGGAAUGAAGCUGAAACGGCACGCCCAGCUGAGCCCAAGAAGGAAGAUGAGCCGGAAGUAAGCGCCAAGUCGGCUGAGUCGAGUGAGGCCGUGCCCGAUAAGGAGGAGACGGUUCCCUCUGCCGACUCCCUGGCGUUCCCCAUCCUGAAACACGAGAAGACCAAAAACGCACUGCGCGCCUCUCGCACCCUGGUGGUCAUCAGAGGCCUUCCGGGAAGCGGCAAGACCUUCUUGUCCCGAGCGCUGGCCGACGCCUACAAGGACCGCUGCUCCGUCUUCUGCGCCGACGACUACGCGGACAACGGGGACCGCGGCACGGAUGUGCACAAGGCCCUCGACGAGGCGGUGGUGGCCUGCUGCGUCGACGCCGCCUCGGCGCUGGUGGUGGUGGACGACACCAACCACACCCAGGAGCGGCUGGCCCGCCUGGGCGAGAUGGCUCGGGAGCACGGCAUGGUCGCCAUCUUCCUGGAGCCGCGCACGGAAUGGAGCGCCGACAUUGCGCGGCUCGCCAAGCUGGCCGGCCGCAAGCCGGCCGCCGUCGCUGCCGUGAAGCGCCAACUGGAUGAAGUGCGCCUGCCGCUGUUCUUCGGCUGGUUCCUGCUCACCCCUGCGCAGGACCGGCUCAGGUCCACAGGCAACGACUUUCUGACUGCGCUGGACGGCGUCAAGAAGAACGCUGUUGGCUCGUCUGUGAAUGAAGGGCAAGAAGUUCCUCUGGAGCAAUACUUCAAAAGCAAAGGAAGCUUCCACUGCACCACCAAGUUUUGUGACUAUGGGAAGGCAGAGGGAGCCAAAGAAUAUGCCCAGAAACCAGCAGUCUCGGAGUUGUACGGCUCAGUGUUCGAUCUGGCCGUGAGCGCGCUUUUCGUCACGCCUCGCACCUUCGGCGCCCGCGUCAGCCUCACGGAGGAGCAACUGGUGCUGUGGCCGGCCGACGCCGAAAAGGAGGCGGAGCCCUCCGUCCCUGGCGCCGCCUCCUUGCCGGCGGGCAGCCGUGCCCACGUCACCCUGGGUUGCGCGGAGGGCGUGGCGGCGGUCCAAACGGGUCUGGACCUGCUGGAGAUCCUGGUGUUACAACAAGUGGAACCCGUCACCGACUUGGAGCUCGGCUCGCUGCGCUUUUACGGCGAAGGGAGGUGGAUGCUGGAGCUCAAAGAGCCCAUGUGCGCGGCGGCGUGCUUCUCCAGCUUCUACAAGCGCAGGGGCCCAUCCCACGAGCAGGGCAAAAAAGAUUCCAAGAAGAAGAAGAACUGCGCCAUCUUGUGAACACAUGAAGGAAGUGUUGCGUGCAAUAACUGACGUAUUCCAAAAUAGGAGUUCAAGGGCUUCAAAUGUAGCUAGCCAGAAUCUUUGUGCCUCCCCACCCCCCUGCCCAAUUUGCACUACCCAAAAUGCCUUCAGUCAAGUUCAUAUAGCUCACUAUGGCUUCACUUUAGUACACUCGAGCUGCUCGCACAUCAGUGGCAGACCUUUUUAGACAAACAUCCUAGCUCCAUCAUGUACUUAGCGCGCAUCCUAAUCCCAGACUCGCAUGAUGGCACACCGUCUAGGAUUGCUUUCUUAGCGGCAUAGACGAUCGUGCUUGUCGUCGAGAAAGUGAUUGUAACUUUAGCAAAUGGGCCAAAGCUGUGCGUUUAAAUGUAAUGGAGUGUAUAAAGAAGGCUCUUUGCGCGUUUGCGUUGCGCAUUGCUUUGAAAAGGGAGACCUUUUUCUUUCCACCCCGGCCGGCUGCUUGCACUUAAAACAACGCUGUGAAUCCUAAUCGUUUAUGCGACUUUGAUCAAUGAAUUUGCAUUUCAACGUAACCUUUGCCUUUUUUUGUUUUGGAACUCCAACUUUGUCUAUGUAGCUCUUUAUGAAGCACUAUUUUUGCACUUGUUUUGUACACGCAAUAAAAAUCAAUCAUGUGUGGCUCCAGCAA
Molecule: messenger RNA, 2585 nt
Organism: Syngnathus acus (greater pipefish)
Lineage: Eukaryota; Metazoa; Chordata; Actinopteri; Syngnathiformes; Syngnathidae
Gene: cnp
Product: 2',3'-cyclic nucleotide 3' phosphodiesterase
Exons: 4
Coding region: 185-1930 (581 amino acids)
Biological process (GO): cyclic nucleotide catabolic process
Cellular component (GO): membrane; cytoplasm
Molecular function (GO): 2',3'-cyclic-nucleotide 3'-phosphodiesterase activity
Source: RefSeq, a predicted model, not a curated record